This is a messenger RNA of Fimicolochytrium jonesii, 1193 nucleotides long. RefSeq lists its product as uncharacterized. NCBI's taxonomy places the organism in Eukaryota, Fungi, Chytridiomycota, Chytridiomycetes, Spizellomycetales, Powellomycetaceae. The coding region runs from base 135 to 1082 and encodes 315 amino acids. The record is from RefSeq and is a predicted model, not a curated record. The transcript is spliced from 3 exons.
CGGCAUCCCUGCUGUCCCUUUUCCUUAUUCCCCGAAGUUUUUUGCACCUGCCCUUACAUUUUUGCAUCCCCCUCUUUUGACCGCGUUUGGCCUGCAGACAUUUCAUCUUACCGCAAUCGUUUGGAGGCACGAAUAUGGAUGGGACAUCAUGGAAGUCCCCUUUCUUCAUAUGUGUCGUCAUCGUGGCGGUUAUAUCGAUCAUAUUAUGCGUUGGCGGAUUCGUCUGGGCUCUCAAAGCGUGGGGCGGCGCCAGCGGGGGAGGGCUUCGACAUCCCUUUCGCUAUCUGUCACUCCUGACGGUCGUUUUCGCGAUAACAGGGCAAAUCCUCAAUGUCGUAGCCUCCGCGAUCGGUGUCGUCUGCGUGCGUGACCUCCGCUGUCAGCAGUGGACGUUCGACAGCGUGUGGAGCGCUUACUGGUGGACGACGGCGGCGUCCAAUUUCGGGUCGGACUUUGGAGGCGGACUCUACUUUUUGACGUUGGUGGAGCGCUUCGACAUGUUUAUUCCCGUGCUGGGAUGGUCCACCAAGAUUGUCCCGGGAUUGCGCAUCUGGGCCAUGUGCAUCUCAGUGCUGGGUUACACGGGCCAUUUCUUGUUGUGGGUCCCGUACAUGGUCGACCAUCCGACACUAAGAUGGGCGUUCGGCAGCUUUUUGUAUAUACAUUGGCUUGCCAUCAUCGUCGUGGAUGCGUCCCUCACCAUAAUCAUGGUGCAUACCUUCCGCCAGAUUCACCGCGAUCUCCCUCAAUGGUCAACGGCAAGCGAUCAGCCCGUACUCAGCAAGCACGGAGAUUCGAUAACAGCGUCCGCCACCUCUGCAAUGACGGGCCAAAGCAAAGAGCUGCAAGAACCGGUGAAUGUCCACGCACUGGGUCGCGAGCUGAUAGUGAUUGUAACUGCAUUGGUCGUCCUCGAUACGACCGCUCUCUUGAUGCAGAUGAUGCCAGUCCUGGGGUUUCUGGAGGAUACCGGCGACGAGUUGGCACUGCUAACCGGGUCAGCCGUGUGCAUACAUUUCCUGGUCGCCUUCUUCUUCUUGUCAAAGUUUAGCAAGUCGUUACUGCAACGUAGACCACGAUAGCGUAUGUAGAUUUAACGUCGAAGAUACUCAAAGCACACCAUCCCCAGAUCUAGCUAACAUUCCAAAGCACGUACGUAGUCGUUCCCUACGCCAACGCCUCUUUGAUGGCCU